AGGCGCGGGGCGCCGGCUUCCCUGAGGCGAGGGGCAGCGGUGCUUGGCGCAGGGACGGCCUCUGCCGCUCCACCCGCUCCCCGGCCCCGGGCGAGGCCGUUCAGCCGCCGCCUCUCCUGCUCGACCGCCGCCGCCGCCGCCAUGGCCAAUGACAGCGGUGGGCCCGGCGGGCCGAGCCCGAGCGAGCGAGACCGGCAGUACUGCGAGCUAUGCGGGAAGAUGGAGAACCUCCUCCGCUGCAGCCGCUGCCGCAGCUCCUUCUACUGCAGCAAGGAGCACCAGCGCCAGGACUGGAAGAAGCACAAGCUUGUGUGCCAGGGCGGCGAAGGCGCCCCCGGCCACGCAGCGGGCCAGCAGCACCGGCACCCCGGCCCCGCACCGCCGCCCAGGGCCGGCGGGGCGGGGGCCAGGAAGGCAGCGCCGCGCCGGGACCGGGACGGUGCCGCUGCGACCGAGGCUGCGGGCCCUCCGGCCCCCGGAGACGCGGCAAAGGCAAAGCCCCAACUCACGCCCGAACCUGCAGCGGCAGCGUCCCCGCCGCGGUCGGCGCCCGGCGGCCAGGGUUCGGCGGCGGCGGCGGCAGCGGCAGCCGAGGCUGAGCCCGCGAAGGAGGAGUUGCUGGCCCGUCCGCCGCUGUUCCAGGAGAAGGCGAACCUGUACCCGCCGAGCAGCACGCCAGGCGAGGGGCUAAGCCACGGCGGCGGCCUGCGGCCCAACGGGCAGACGAAGCCGCUGCCGGCCCUGAAGCUGGCGGUGGAGUAUAUCGUGCCGUGCAUGAACAAGCACGGCAUCUGUGUGGUGGACGACUUCCUGGGCAAGGAGACCGGGCAGCAGAUCGGCGACGAGGUGCGCGCCCUGCACGACACCGGCAAGUUCACGGACGGGCAGCUAGUCAGUCAGAAGAGCGACUCGUCCAAGGACAUCCGAGGCGAUAAGAUCACCUGGAUCGAGGGCAAAGAGCCUGGCUGCGAAACCAUUGGGCUGCUCAUGAGCAGCAUGGACGACCUGAUCCGCCACUGUAACGGGAAGCUGGGCAACUACAAAAUCAAUGGCCGGACGAAAGCCAUGGUUGCUUGUUAUCCAGGCAAUGGAACGGGUUAUGUACGUCAUGUUGAUAAUCCAAAUGGAGAUGGAAGAUGUGUGACAUGUAUAUAUUAUCUUAAUAAAGACUGGGAUGCCAAGGUAAGUGGAGGUAUACUUCGAAUUUUUCCAGAAGGCAAAGCCCAGUUUGCUGACAUUGAACCCAAAUUUGAUAGACUGCUGUUUUUCUGGUCUGACCGCCGCAACCCUCAUGAAGUACAACCAGCAUAUGCUACAAGGUACGCAAUAACUGUUUGGUAUUUUGAUGCAGAUGAGAGAGCACGAGCUAAAGUAAAAUAUCUAACAGGUGAAAAAGGUGUGAGGGUUGAACUCAAUAAACCUUCUGAUUCAAUCAAUAAAGACGUCUUAUAGAGCCUUUGAUCCAGCAAUACCCCACUUCACCUACAUGAUUGUUGAUGCUAUUUGUUAACUUGUGAAUAUGAAUAAAUGGGGUAAAGAAAAAUAGACAACCAGUUGGCAUUUUAAUAAGGAACCAGAAACAACUUUUUUAUGUUGCUUCAUAAAGAAGAUUUGACUGUGUGGCUUUGUACUGCAUGACUGACUCCAAACCUGUGAUUGCUUCUCAGGAAGAAUACAGGCUCUCAACAGAAAGUGGUAUUUAUUUACAGCUGGACAUGAAAUAGGUGCCCUAGAGAAAAGUUUUUCAUUCUGAUAUUUUGCCAGAUCUGUCAUCUAGCCGAGUUCAUUUCAUAUUUCCCUUUUUUAUAUAGUCAAGUUUAAAUUUGAAGUAAUUUUUGUAUGAUCAGGUACAAUUUAUCAAAACUGGAUUGAGAAAAAAUUACAGCAUUAUUCCCCAAAUAACAUCGAUCUAUUUUUGUAAACCUCUUCGUACUAUAAAAUUUUGCCCAAAAAAACCUCUUAUGAUGAUUAUUGCCAGUGAUUUUCUAGGAGCACUUUAAUUACCAGAUGAAACAUCGGAUUGUUUUGUAGUCCUGUCUCAUACUAAUUCAAACUCUUAAAGAUCACUGCUCUCAUUUUUUGACAUUGUUAAUAAUGAAACAACAGUGAAACCAUCACCAUUAACUACCAAUAACUUUUAGUUCAUGUCCUAUAAGAAAUACACAGGAAGAAGGUUUUAUCUUUUAAUUUUUUUUUAAACUAACAUGACUGGCACUAAAUGAACUUGAUUGAGGUUAUCCUCAGCAUCGGGUUCCAUGGUAAGGGCCUUCUUACCCUUUCAGGUGUCUCCUGUAGAUGUAGAAGAUAAUGUCCCUAGUUCCUAAGAUAUUGCCCUUUGCUUUCCGUCAAGUUGAUUGUACUUCCAACUUUGCUAUUACAUUUUCUUCCUCCCUUCCAUAUGCAUCCCAUCUGAUCUGCAGAUCAAAACCUGUUUCUCCUGGAUCACAUCAAGGGGAGAUUGUAUGCACAUCAAGACUGAACUGUGUUAUUACAGAUGAAGUGCUUAGUGACACCUCAGACUGCUGCUGAGGCAUUCUCCAAAUGUGAUGCUGGCCUCUGUAUCAGUAUUGAAAGAUCGAUGUUUAGCUUAAAAAAAAAAAGUGAAUUUUGUAUUUAUUAUGUUUUAUGAGUUUUCUUUUUUACUUUUUAAAUAUUACAAAAUCACAGCAGGCUGCCCAGACCUCUGUUAUUUGAUUACCAAUUGGGAUGGAUGUCUUAGACUUCAGUUUUCUAGGCUCUUUAGCAAAGUCCAAAGGGUGGUAUCCAUAUUUUGCAUGAAUUAUGGGGUAAGACCAUGCCCACUUCAGUUUUCUAUCUCUGUCUUUGAUCUUUGCCAAAAUAAUGUGAGCAUACAGAAAUAUUUCUGUAUAUUUCAACUUAUUAACAGUUUUAGCAUCUGUAUAGUUUGUAUUCAAUUAGAGACCUUUUCUAUGGAAAGCUCAGUAAUUUUUAUUAAAAGAUUGCUACUGUUCAUGUAAAACAUGAAAAAAAUUGUUUAGUGAAACUGACUGUGGGUUUAGGGUGGGAUUAAUUAUAGAGCAUUGUGAUCUCACUUCAGAGAACUCACAGGAGAAAAUUAGAGUUCAUUGUUGUUUUUUCCUGCUGUGUUCAGUUCUGUUCCACUUCCUCUCCUUGUUCAGAUAACACAAUGUAACAUCUCGUAGAGUAAGUGCCUCUGCUGGCUGAACCUGGGAGCGCCAAGUUGUCUUGGCUGUCUGGCCUGGGGUGCAUGCGCUGCACUGGGCCACUCAAAAGCGCUGUCGUUCUUAGGUCCAGUAGAAAUUGUGUCAUGUUAAUGAGAGAUUUCUUUGAUCGCCAAGGUGUACAGAAAACAGCCUUUUAAUCUAGGAGCCCUGGGUCAUUCAAAUGUAUAUCUCUGCAGUUGUACGAAGUGUCAGACUCUACUUAGUAUCUGUGGUUUGUGCUUGCCCAACAGGUCUUAAAUUUUCUAUUUUUUGAAAAAUUUAAUUUCUUGGAGAUCAUUGUGAAAGGAUCAAGAAAUAACAAGGAUAGUCAUUUCUUUAAUCUAUUUAAAAUCUGUUCAUUUCAUCUUAGUGGGACUGUUAACAUGUCACCAGGCAGGACUUUAAAACAAAAUUUAAAACUAUUUGUGGCCUAUAUGUGUUUAAUCCUGGUUAAAGCUUCUAAUGCUGUUUUUAUUCAACACAUUAACCAGCUGUAAAACAUACACCUUUAUCAACAGCAGGCAAAGAAUUUUCAGGAUUCAUAAAUAGAAAGACUAUAAAGUCAUGUAAUUUGAAAAGCAGUGUUUCAUUAUAAAAGAACUCUCAAUUUGCUUGUAAAGCUAAUCUAAUUAAAAAGAUAUAUAAAUGUUCUUGAAAAAA
This is a messenger RNA of Manis javanica (Malayan pangolin), 3845 nucleotides long. RefSeq names its product egl-9 family hypoxia inducible factor 1 (gene EGLN1). NCBI's taxonomy places the organism in Eukaryota, Metazoa, Chordata, Mammalia, Pholidota, Manidae. Gene Ontology annotation, molecular function: L-ascorbic acid binding; peptidyl-proline 4-dioxygenase activity; ferrous iron binding. Gene Ontology annotation, biological process: cellular response to hypoxia; peptidyl-proline hydroxylation to 4-hydroxy-L-proline. Gene Ontology annotation, cellular component: cytoplasm; nucleus. The record is from RefSeq and is a predicted model, not a curated record.